This is a messenger RNA of Erpetoichthys calabaricus (reedfish), 2928 nucleotides long. RefSeq lists its product as uncharacterized. The transcript has 19 exons. Bases 75 to 2564 code for a protein of 829 amino acids. Gene Ontology annotation, molecular function: aspartic-type endopeptidase activity. Lineage: Eukaryota; Metazoa; Chordata; Cladistia; Polypteriformes; Polypteridae. Gene Ontology annotation, biological process: proteolysis. The record is from RefSeq and is a predicted model, not a curated record.
CAAAGAGUUAGACUAAAGUGGGUUAUAAAAGGCACAAGCUACACUUGUACAGCCUAUUGUGUAAAGCAAACAAAAUGAAGUGGCUCAUUGCUCUCUGUCUACUAAUCGCCCUUGCAGAGUGCCUUCACAAGGUGCCUCUGAUUAAAGACAAAUCAAUCCGCGAUGUCCUAGAAGAACGAGGGCUACUAGAAGAUUAUGUAAGCAAAUAUCCGGUCAGCCCAAGUGACGAAGAUGCUGAGCUGGCGACCACAUCUAACGAGCCCCUGAAGAACUACUUUGAUAUAUCCUACUUUGGAGUCAUAUCAAUUGGAACUCCACCACAGUCUUUCAAAGUUGUCUUUGACACUGGAUCUGCAAAUCUCUGGGUGCCUUCUACAUACUGUAACACUAAUGCCUGCACCAACCACAAAAGGUUUAACCCAAACCUGUCAUCAACCUUCCGGGCCAGCUCUACUGGCAUUUCUAUCUUAUAUGGAACUGGCAGUAUGACAGGACUUCUCGGAUAUGAUACAGUAUCUGUUGCUGAAAUUGAAGUUACCAACCAGAUGUUUGCCAUGAGUGAGACUGAACCUGGUAUCUUCCUCUACUAUGCAUCCUUUGAUGGAAUCCUUGGCCUAUCGUAUCCUUCUCUGGCGAUUGGUGGAGCAACUCCGGUGUUUGACAACAUGAUGUCGGAGAAUUUGGUGACAGAGGAUGUCUUCUCUUUCUACCUCAGCUCUAACGGUCAGACUGGCAGCGUUGUAACUUUUGGAGGAACUGAUCCAUCUUACUACACUGGCCAAAUCAACUGGGUUCCUGUAACAUCUCAGACAUACUGGGAAAUCACCAUGACAAACAUUAAAAUUAAUGGCUCUCCAGUUGCUUGCACCUCUGGAUGCAAGGCUAUUGUGGAUACAGGCACGUCUAAUAUUGUGGGACCCAACACAGACAUCAACAGCAUUAACGCAGCAAUCGGAACCAGUCCAGGCAACUUUGGGCAGGCUAUGGUGAAUUGCAACAAUAUACAAAGCCUGCCCAAUGUUGUCAUCACCCUCAAUGGAUAUGAGUUUUCUCUGCCACCAUCUGCCUACAUUUCCCAGAAGAGUUCUGGCUGUUCUACUGGUUUUGGACUGAAUGGAAAGGACCAGUUGUGGAUUUUGGGGGAUGUGUUCAUCAGAGAAUGGUACUCUAUCUUCGACAGAGCUAACAACAGAGUUGGUUUUGCAAAGUACCUACAAUAUGUGGUUUUACCCUCCAGGACAACCUAUUAUGUGGUUGAGCGCAUUUUCAGCAGCAUAAAAAGCUUGGAAAUACAGGAUGACCUUGGAAUAGAACCGCUGCUGCUCCACACUGAUAGCAGCUACUGGUCACUAACCAGCUUGGAGUUCAGUGGAAGAGGUUCGCCUAGCUCUGGGACCAAAAUGAAGUGGACUAUUGUUCUGUUGGCCAUCUUUGGGCUUUCAGAAUGCUUGCACAAGAUCCCCUUGUACAAGGGCAAAUCUGCCAGAGAGGCUCUCAAAGAGAAAGGCUUACUUGAAGAGUUCAUGGAGAUGCAUCCUUACAACCCCUCCAUCAAAUUCAACUCUGCAUUGGCCCAGAUUGCUAACGAGCCUCUCACCAAUGACUAUGAUCUCUCCUACUAUGGGAUCAUCUCAAUUGGAACUCCACCCCAGUCCUUCAAGGUCAUCUUUGAUACUGGCUCCUCCAACCUCUGGGUGCCUUCAAUCUAUUGCAGCAGCUAUGCCUGCAGUAAUAAACCCUUAAAUCAUUCCCUUUGUCUUAAAUUUAACCCGACUAAGUCAUCCACAUACAGGGCCUCCUCCCAGACCAUCUCUGUUCAGUAUGGCACCGGUGCAAUGAGUGGAAUCCUUGGAUACGACACAGUCACUGUGGGUAGCAUUGUGGACACCAACCAAAUCUUUGGCCUUAGUAAGAAUGAACCUGGAAGCUUCCUCUAUUAUGUGGAAUUUGAUGGGAUCCUUGGGCUUGCCUACCCCUCAAUCUCUGCUUCUGGUGCAACUCCAGUCUUUGACAACAUGAUGAGUGAGGGUCUUGUCAGUCAGGACCUUUUCUCUUUCUACUUGAGCAGGAAUGGUCAGGAAGGCAGUGUGGUGACCUUUGGUGGAGUUGAUCCUGCCUACUACACUGGCAGCAUCCACUGGAUUCCUCUGAGUUCAGAGACCUACUGGCAAAUCACUGUGCAGAAUGUCAAGGUCAAAGGGCAGGUUGUUGCCUGUGUGUACGGCUGUGAGGCUAUUGUGGACACUGGCACCUCACUGCUUGUUGGAGAUUCCAACAAUAUUAACAACAUUCUGGCUUGGGUUGGAAUCUACAAGGAUCAGAAUGGGCAGUACUCUGUGAACUGCAACAACAUUGGCUCAAUGCCUGAUGUGACCUUCGUCAUCAAUGGAGUUGAAUUCGCCCUCCCUGCUUCUGCCUAUGUAAUGCAGACCAGCUAUUGUUGCUCAUCUGGCUUCAGUCCCAGCAAUGACCAGCUCUGGAUCCUGGGUGAUGUCUUCAUCCGGGAAUGGUACUCCAUCUUCGAUAGAGCCAACAACAUGGUUGGUCUGGCCAAAGCUGUUUAAGCCAAUCAUCCUCAUAGCAUAACAUCAAAAAUAUAUGACCAUUGAUGGCUUCACAAAUUAGACAAAUAUUUUAUCUUUGGAUUAUUCUUUCAGAAUAUCAGUGAACAUCAAAGGGACUGCAUCCUAUACCCAGUUUAAACAGUGUUAACAUUACUUUCCUCAUGAGAUCAGUCAUGUGCUACUGUAGGUGUUCCUUUAGUCAGUAGCUAGUUCUAGUUUUUGUUUCUUAAUAAAAAUGAUUAUCUACAUUUUUAAGACAAAAGAAGCUUGUAGAUUAGUAACACACACAUUAGAGUAGGUUAUCUCUUAAUUUGAAGGCUGGUUGAUAAAAAUCAACAACUUAUUGUAACUUAAGGUGAUCACU